AUGACGAGGUGGUCAUCAACUGCCGCUGCUGCCCUCCCCCAGCCAGACCCAAAUUCGUCCACACCGACCCCAAGCCGUUCUAAAUGGCGAGGUUUACCUCUGGAAGGUUUCGAUUACGACUCCAUUCUUGGACAGUGCUGCGAGUCGCCGGUCGGAGACGAAGUAAUCUUUAUAGAGUUUAAGAAGCUCGAGUUUGUGGGUGGGUUGAAGAACUGUGAAUUUUUGGAGAAAGUCAAGUCCAGCUUGGUUCUCAGUUUGCACUCAAUUUAUACAUUCUUUUCCAUGAGUUGGUGGGUCGACCGGCUUCCUUGUUGUACGGAGAGGAAAAAGUGAGGGUAUUUUAUGCUGUUAGGAUCUUUCUUGGUCUCAUCUAUGUUAUUACUGAAACCAUUCUGGUUUAUGCUCUGUCAAGAAAGUAUGGAAAAUGUCUUGCCUCGUAUACUUGCCAUGCUAUGCUUAACCAGCGGUUGUUUCUUUGC
Rosa rugosa (rugosa rose) is the source of this 479-nucleotide messenger RNA. RefSeq lists its product as uncharacterized. The coding region runs from base 1 to 333 and encodes 110 amino acids. Lineage: Eukaryota; Viridiplantae; Streptophyta; Magnoliopsida; Rosales; Rosaceae. The record is from RefSeq and is a predicted model, not a curated record. Gene Ontology annotation, molecular function: hydroxymethylglutaryl-CoA reductase (NADPH) activity. The transcript has 5 exons.